CCUCUCCCAACAAAACGGGAAGUAAUUCGCAUCCUCUGCACCAAGUUGUUCGUGCAGUCCGGCCUAUAUCAACACUCCAGAGACGUUUCUCUUUUCAAUUCGAACCGGAUUAUACCUUGGCAAGAAGUAAUUGGAUGCCGGCGUGCUUGACGUCCCAGCUGAACUCGGUCAUGCCCCAAGUGAUCCCUCCAAAAGAUUUGGCAUUCUCAAUGACAUAAUUCAAGUAGUAGUCGUUGUCGGUAGCCUUGUAAAGCCACAAAGCUCCCCACAACAGCUCGUCUUUAUAGCCACUCAAGGACGGGUAGUACCCCUUGGCGGCUUCAACGCUCUCGUCAUAUCUCCCUCUAAACUUGUCGCCGAACUCGAAUAGCUGUUCAAAAAUCAACACCCCUCGCGAUUUUGUUUAGAAGAGAGAAAUGUAUUUUGGAAGAUGGGAAAAUUAUGGCACCGAAGGAGAUCAAUAGUCUUAUUUUAGUAUUUUUCUCUUCUAAUGUUCUAUUUUUGGCAGGGUAGAAUUCUUAAUGCAAUAUAUAUACAUACCUGCUGGGCAUGGGCUAGGAGAAGAGAAGCGUAAUGGGCGUCUGUUGUGCAGAAGACGAUGGAGGCGGCGGCCAUUGCGGCAGCGGUCUCGGCAGCCACGUCGGAGCCGGGUCUGUCCUCGUCGAUUUUGUAGGCUCUGCGAGAGGUGGCCAUGUCUUCAGGCCUUUGCCAACAAUAGUGAUCUGUGCCCCCGUCACCUACCUAUACAUACACACAUUUCAAGUAAAGUUUUUAUAAAAGAGUUAAUAUUUUCCAUUGAAGCUUGACAGUCUUUUAGGGUGUGUUUUACAAACACCAAUUAGCAAAUGCUAGCUAGAUGAUACUGGGUAGAUAACAAUGUUUUUUCAUGUUUGCCUAACACAGAGUAGUUUGUACUAUACUUUGUUUAAGUGUACUAGGAUAGUUUGACUUGCACAACAAAACUAGAUUAACUUU
This is a messenger RNA of Cuscuta campestris, 975 nucleotides long. The record is from the annotation of a GenBank genome assembly. NCBI's taxonomy places the organism in Eukaryota, Viridiplantae, Streptophyta, Magnoliopsida, Solanales, Convolvulaceae.